AUGCCACCAGCUCUUGGAGGUGUUCCUUUUGCUCCCUAUAUGGUGAUACCAGCAUUACCACAUGGGAUGAAGGAGAAGAAAAAGUAUAAGCUGGAAGUCACAAUGAAGAGAAUCAACUGGUCAAAGAUUGAGCCUCAAGAGAUAGCAGAAAACAGCUUUUGGGUAAAAGCUGAAGAAGAUAAAUUCGAAAACCCAGAACUGUUUGCAAAAUUGGCACUUACCUUUGGAACACAAAUGAAAGCUAAAAAAGCAGUAGAAGAAUCAGAAGAAAAGAAAGCAGCUCAGUCAAAGAAAAAGAUUAAAGAAUUAAGAAUUUUGGAUGGAAAAACAGCACAAAACUUAUCAAUAUUUUUGGGUUCUUUCCGUUUGCCUUAUGAAGAAAUAAAAAAUAUCAUUUUAGAGGUUGAUGAAGAGAAGCUGAGUGAAUCCUUGAUUCAGAACCUAGUGAAGAAUCUUCCUGAGCAGAAAGAACUCAAUGCCUUGGCCGAAUUAAAGGAUGAAUAUAAUGAUCUUGCUGAGCCAGAACAAUUUGGAGUUGUGAUGAGUUCAGUGAAAAUGUUGCGGUCACGGCUUAAUGGGAUCCUUUUCAAGCUUAUGUUUGAAGAGCACGUAAACAAUAUCAAACCUGACAUUAUGGCGGUUACACUAGCUUGUGAAGAGUUGAAGAAGAGUGAAAGCUUUAGUAAGCUUUUAGAGUUAGUGCUCUUCCUUGGAAACUACAUGAACUCUGGCUCCAGAAAUGCACAGUCCCUUGGUUUUAACAUCAGUUUUCUUUGCAAGAUACGAGAUACUAAAUCAUCAGAUCAGAAAACAACCCUAUUGCAUUUUCUAGCAGAAAUCUGUGAGGAGAAUUACCGGGACAUCUUAAAAUUUCCAGAUGAACUGCAGCACGUUGAGAGUGCAAGUAAAGUUUCAGCCCAGACUCUGAAGAGCAACCUAGAUUCAAUGAACAAUCAGAUCCAGCGUCUAGAAAGUGACAUUGAGAAUUUCCCUAAAACACAAGAUGAACACGAUAAGUUUGUAGAAAAGAUGAGCAUAUCCUUUUUGCAUAGUGCCCGAGAGCAAUAUGAAAAAUUGUCCAACAUGCACAACAACAUGACUAAAUUGUAUGAAAAUUUGGGAGAAUACUUUACCUUUGAUCCCAAAGCAAUAAGCAUAGAAGAAUUCUUUGGUGACCUGAGCAACUUCAGAACUCUGUUUAUG
Molecule: messenger RNA, 1203 nt
Organism: Balearica regulorum gibbericeps (East African grey crowned-crane)
Lineage: Eukaryota; Metazoa; Chordata; Aves; Gruiformes; Gruidae
Source: RefSeq, a predicted model, not a curated record